Molecule: messenger RNA, 3306 nt
Organism: Rotaria socialis
Lineage: Eukaryota; Metazoa; Rotifera; Eurotatoria; Philodinida; Philodinidae
Source: the annotation of a GenBank genome assembly
AUGUCAUUAAAUCGUGUAAAUCUUGUCGAUUACAAUAGUCCAUCGACAUCGUCAUCAACACAACGUGUGCUCCAUUGUACAAUAUGUAAUAUAUAUCCUCGAAGUCUUCAAGCUUAUGUUGAACAUUUGGAUAUUCGACAUCGUGAUGAAGAAGUUGAAGUUGCAUGUCCAGUCGAUGGAUGCGAUGAAGCAUUUCCAUCUGUAGCUCGAUUUAAAAUUCAUAUAAGAAAAAUUCAUUCCACACCAACGAAUACGAAAAGUUCAACUGCAACAAGUGGACUUCUUUCAUCAUCGAAUGCAACAACCAUACGAACAAAUAAUGAUAUUGAUGAAGCAUCAUCCGAUGACGACGAUGAUGAUACUCAUCGUCGAAAUAGUUAUCUUAAACGACCAAAAUUAGAUGGUAAAAGACGUUUUGGAACAGUGAGUCGAAUGACAAAACUUGAACCCAAUGAUUCAAUGGAGUAUGGAUUAAAAAGUGAAGAUGAAUUUGCCGAUAUUCAAUUUGAAGAUCCCGAAUGGAUGCCAGUCUCCGAACGACGUGGUACAUUAUAUACACCUAAUAUGAGUUUAAUGGGUGAAGAUGAAGAAAGUGGUAGUGCAAUGACACCUGUGUCUCGCAGUGGUGGUCGUGUUCGUUGUUAUGCACCUAUUCCACAUCCGCCACAAUUACCUGAACUAUCAGAACGUGUUCAAGCUUGCUUAGAAAAUGGUCAAGCAGCUCAAGUAUUACAAGAAUUUAUCAAUGAAACAGCAGAAUUUUUCAUGAAAACUUAUCCACAAUUAAAAACGGGUCGAGAAUAUCGUAAAAUUGGUUUAGCUUUAAUUAAAAAAUAUCCUUGUCUAGCUGAAAAAGGCAAUCAUCUUAAACCUGAAGCUUUACUCUGUCGUAAAUUAUCGAUCAAAAUGCGUAAUAUGCGUCAAAAAAUUCGGGCUAAAUCAGGUCGAAUUGAAAAAAAUGAUAAUCGAAUACAUCAAAAUAAUGAUGCGUAUUAUGAUGCAAUAACUGCAAAACUUCGUCAAAUUCAAGGUCAAGUACAAUAUUCAACACUAUACAAACAAUAUCUAUCAAAAACACAUACGAGACGCCGUGAAUGGUUGAGUAAUAAUGCUGAUCUUAAUCUCUAUGGCAUUUUACAAGAAUUACCAUUUAUGGCUGGAAAAGAAUUUUUAACUGGUGAAUAUGGUCUUCUACGCGGUAGACAUAUUUCGUCGUUCAGUAAAACAAUUGGUCUUGUACUUGAUAUAUUAACAAAGCAUUUUACAAUAAGAAAACGAGAAAAUAUGGAUUUAACAUAUCGUUUAUGUUUAAUGCAAUUAUGUAGAGCAUUAAAUUGUAAUUUUAUUAUACAAAAUAAACAAACUGACAGUACCAAAGGAAGUGAUAAAGAAACAGAUGAUAGUAGUCAUUUACGAUUAACUGUAAUGGACUUCGUUAAUGGAACAUCGUCGUAUUUUCUUUUCUAUGGUCGAAAACCACUUUGUGAAUUAGCCACAGGUCAAGGAAUGUUGAAACAAGCAUUACUUCUUUUUCUCGUUACAUUCGAAGUAUAUAUGGUUGAAAUACCAGAAGAAUACUAUGAAGCUGUAAGUUUACUUCGAGUUGUCGUAUUCGGUAACGUCUAUGAAAACGAAGUACCAGAAUCAACUGAAGCUCAACGUUUAAUAGCCAUUAUCGAAGAUGUGUCAUUGUGUGAUCGAUUGAAACAACGUUAUGGAAUUGACCCACCGAAUCCUAAAUUAAUGUUGCAUGAUCCAAGUGAAAAGAAACAUAUUCGAGAUAUUGAUUUUAUUCGAUAUAUCGUUAAUUUUAUUAUUGAACAAGCCAAACAUAAUAUUGUUAUAUCUGAAUUACCUGAUGUUAUUCGAACGUUACAUUCGGAGGCACAGGCUAUUAUUGAAAAUAAGAAAAAAAUAACAUUAGACGAAGCGAUUCUCCACGUACAAACAGUUGGUGCAAUGAAAUAUCCAUAUUUAAAAAAUUCGAAACCGAUAUGUGCUGAAGAUUUUGUCAAGGAAGUUAUACGUGAAGUAUUCAAUCGUCUAGGAACUACUAUCACUUUAGAUAUGAUUGAAGAUAUUUGUCGAUUUACGACUUGCUCUACGAAGCAAUUGCUUGAUGCAAUGCCUCAACUGGAUGUUCAUGAGGCAGCUAGAUUAAUUAUGGAAGAUAUUUCACGUAAUCAGUUUAAAAUCAAGGAAAAUCAGAUACAACUAAAUAUACAUAAUACACCGAUAACAUUGAAUCGUACAAUAAAAGAAAAGACGGCAUUACUUUCAUCUUCAUCAAUGACACAAAUGUACAAAAGUAUACCUGACAUUACAAAAAGAACGUCAUCUCCAACUAGUAACGUGCUUAUAAAAUCUGAAGGGCAAUCAUCUGAAUUGGUACAAAAUUCAAAUCAAACACAUCGUAAACCAAAAUUGCCAGAGCACAACGACUUAACACUAACAAGCACGACCAAAAAAUUAUCGAAUAGUUUAUCAGUCUCUCAUCGAUCAUCGAAGAAAAGCAUGAAAAACGAGCGAAAUCAGUCUAGUAAUCAAACUGAUUCCAUUCAAAAACGACUUUUGAAAUUAAAGCACUCGAAAAAUCAGUUAACUGAAAUAUUAAAGCAAAAUCCUUUGUUGACAGUGCAACAGCGUAAACUAAUAAAAUGUACGAAGCCGGUGAAUAUUUCAUCGUCGUCUCUUGUAUCGUCUGAUACACAUUCAAAAGAAUCGUGCCCACUAGCUUUAAUCAAACAAAAAGUAAACUUCUUACUUAAAUCAUACCCGUUGGACAAAAACUUAGAUCGAAAAACAAGAAAAAAAAUUAUGAAGAAUUUCUUGCAAGAAUAUACAAGAAACCAAAAUCAAGAGACUAGUGAUUCGACGAUAGCCGAAGGCAUGUGUUAUUAUUCUUUUAAUCAAAUGAACUUUUUUUUAUUUCGAAAUUUAACAGAUCAACGUUCAAUAACAAGUGAUAAUAGAAGUUUGAAGAUUAAAUUACCUGAACCCAAUACAAAGACUUAUUCUAUUCGUUCUGAACAACGGCGAAUAAGAAGGCCAUCUAUUACUUCAACAUGUAAUAUGAGUAAUAUCAAUAACAACGUCAAUGCUUUUAUUAAACCUACCAAAUCACUCAAAAAGAUCUCUCGACGAUUCUUGAAACGAAUAUUUUCACAUACAGAAUCAUAUACUAACAUUGUUCCUUUCUCGAAUGGACUAAACGAUUUAAAGGAAAAUGUUCCUUGUACCAUUAAACCUAUUCGUCACUACGGCAAACAUUGUAAUCAACAUUCUGGUAUUAAUAAUAACGAGUAA